Molecule: messenger RNA, 2112 nt
Organism: Closterium sp. NIES-65
Lineage: Eukaryota; Viridiplantae; Streptophyta; Zygnematophyceae; Desmidiales; Closteriaceae
Source: the annotation of a GenBank genome assembly
AUGCCCUCGAGUGACCGCGAGGCGGAGGCCUCCCGCCUCGUCCCGUCGCCCCCCGACAAUCCCUCAGAGGAAAGCAGCUUUGCCGGCGGCAGACCAUCCGCGCACGAGCCGGCAGACGAGCCGGCAGACGAGGCGGCAGACGCGAUGGAGGACGGCAGCAGUCUGCUGCGCAGCGACGGGGACUCGGCUGGAAGCGCGGGCGGCGGGCGUGGCGGAGGCGCAUCCUCCUCGUCCUCUUCCUCCGCGCUCCCCGCGUCGUCGAGUCGCGCGCGCCGCCCCAUGCAGGUGGAGCGGCACGACGACUUGGAGCCGCGGUCGCGCCUGUCGUCGCUGAUAGACGCGGCGAAGCGCAACCGGCUGUCGUUCGCGGCGGUGGCGGCGGCCGCCGUGGUGCUCCUGGGCUGGAUGCUCUCCGCGCUGCUCGCGGGCCUCCUCUCCCCGCCCGCCUCCGACUCUUCAGGCAGCAGAGUGUCGGCGGUAGCAGCGGCGUGGGGAGAGGAGGAGGGGGUGCUGCGCGCGGCGGAUGAGGGCGCGGGGAGCGCGGGGGGGCGGUGUGCGGUGUACACGUUCUUUGACCUGAACAGCGUGCAGGGGAAGCUGGAGGACGAAGAGAAGCUGGUGACGUCAUGGCAGCUGAGCUGGCAGCGGGCGGGGUGGGCACCCCAGGUGCUGCAGAAGAAGCAUGCGGGGCGGCACCCGCUCUUCCCCAACCUGCAGCAGCGCGCCAAGGCGGGCAACUGGGAGUUCAUGCGAUGGCUCGCCAUGGCAGUGUCAGGGGGAGGCCUGUACGCACACUACUCUGUGAUCAACCUCGGCCUGCCGCCACCGCCCCGCUGUUUCCAGUCCGCACUCACCGCUUUCGGGGACUCCUCUACCCCAUCGCUAGUAUCCGGCACCCCUCACGACUUCGUAGCUCUCGCACGCUCCUCCCUGCUGCCAUCCGGUGCUGACCUGGCAGACGCCCGGGGGCUCCCCGUGCCACGUGGCAUCGUGCAAGUGGGCCAGAGCACAGCAAGAUCGCUGCUUGUGCCAGGCCGGCUCAAGAAGCGCCCCUGGCAGCAGGCCACAUCGCUGCUCUGCAGCACCUUCGCGCAGACCACAGAGUUCCAGGCCGUGUCCCUGCCAUCGCUGGGCGGCAUGCAGUCCGCUCUAGAAGAUCUCAAGCACUGGAUCCGCCUCUGCACCACACACACCACGCCCUUACUCCUCUCCGACCACGUCCCCUCCCACCUCCUCCCCUCCUCCACUCCCUCCUCCUCUGCCUCCUCUGCCUCCUCCUCCGCCUCCUCCGCUCCCCUCUCGCCCUCACCCUCCCCCUCCCGCUCGCUCACCUACUUCCUCCUCCCGCACCACGCAUCGCUCUACUUUGCAGCAGACUACGAGAAAUACCACAUCGACCCCACCACGGGCGCACCCCAGUGGAUGCGAGACAGCUACGGCGCAGGCAACGUGCCCACCGGGCUCACAUACAGCGAGUUUCUUAUCAUCCUCACCAACGCGCUCAUGGGAAAGAACCCGGAGAAGGACAGCGACCCGCAUCUGGAUGAUAGGCUGUCGAGGGGCCUUGCGUCCGUGCUGCAUGUGGGCAUGGAGGAGGUGGCUGAAGAGGUGAAUGCUCGCAGUAUGUUCCUUGCUGCUGACUCUGCUGCUGCUGCUGCUGCUGCUGCUGGUGCUGAUGAUGCUGCUGGUGCUGGUGACGGUGCGGGUGCUGGUUCCGCUGAUGCUGAUACUGCCGAGACUGCUGAUGCUGCCGAGGGUGGUGCUGCUGAUUCUGCUUUUGAUUCCACCACUGCUGCUACCACGACCGGCCAACCCCUCUCAUCCUCCUCCCUCCCCCCCAACCUCAUCUCGUUCGGCCGCUUCGACGAGCCGCACCUCUCCAUCCCCGUUUUAGAGCUCUCGCUGGGCUUCCUUCUAGAGGACCAGGCGCGGGGAGAGCUGGAGGAGGCGAUAGGGCGGGUGUGGGAGGAUGUGGGGCACUUUGUGGGCGCGGUGCAUGGGGAGGUGAAGGAGGAGAUGGAGCGGCACAGCCGCGUGGACGAGAGAGUGCUGGCUGUGGUGGAUGGGCGGUUCAGACAGGCUGUCAGUGUGGCGCAGGCUCUGGACGUGUGA